AUGGAUGCUUGUUUCGAGCCCUUACUCGGCGACGAUGCGUUUUGCUACAUCGACGAUAUCGUCAUUUGCGGCGACGACUUCGAGAGCGUGCUCGCAAAAGUGGAGCUCUUCCUGAAGCAAUGCAGGAAGACUGGGUUCUACCUGCGGCUCGACAAAAGCGAGUGGUUUAAGCACCAGGUGAAGUACUUAGGACACGUGGUCGGCACGGAUGGUAUCAAGGUCCAAGAGAAGAAGACACAAACUAUCGUAGCAGCGCCGAGACCAGAGAGCAGACGCGGUCUUCAGAGCUUCCUGGGCGUGUGUGGUUACCUGCGGCCGUUCAUCCCUCGCUACUCGGACACGACGGCACCGUUGUUCGACCUCUUGAAGAAGGGCGCCGAGUUCAAGUGGCAGCCAGCGCACGAACGUGCCUUCGAGGCCCUAAAAGAAGCAGUACAGAACACGGUCACUCUGCACGCACCGACCCCCACAGGAACCUACAUAAUCGAGACGGACGCCUCCGAACUGGGAUCGGAAGUUCAACCCCACGGAGCGACGCUGGGACACGCGAGAGAGGGAGCUGUUCGCAGUUAA
Molecule: messenger RNA, 573 nt
Organism: Gregarina niphandrodes
Lineage: Eukaryota; Apicomplexa; Conoidasida; Eugregarinorida; Gregarinidae
Product: putative polyprotein
Exons: 2
Coding region: 1-573 (190 amino acids)
Source: RefSeq, a predicted model, not a curated record